Messenger RNA from Ficedula albicollis (Collared flycatcher), 2110 nucleotides. RefSeq names its product epidermal retinol dehydrogenase 2-like. The record is from RefSeq and is a predicted model, not a curated record. Gene Ontology annotation, cellular component: lipid droplet. Gene Ontology annotation, molecular function: oxidoreductase activity, acting on the CH-OH group of donors, NAD or NADP as acceptor. The transcript is spliced from 6 exons. The coding region runs from base 317 to 1237 and encodes 306 amino acids. Lineage: Eukaryota; Metazoa; Chordata; Aves; Passeriformes; Muscicapidae.
CAGCUGCUACUGCAACAUACCUGCCUAAAAUAUAUGUUCCUAAACGUUUUAAAAAAACAGUUGGAAGCUGAGGAGCCCGGGAUGAAACAGGUCCAUAGAAUCUAGUCAAAGACAUUUGCUUUAAUCCUACUAGUAAGGCAGCUUUCACUAAACAAGUGCUUAAUAAUGUAUUUUGCACCUGCACAGAAAAGCACUUCAAAAGAACUUGCUGUUUGAAGGUCAACCUCUUCUUUCUUUUAGUCAAUAUCCCACUAUCAUAACGUAUUGUGUUCCUGCAUUUGCACAACAGAAGACUGGUGCUUUUACCUGAGAAAGCAUGUUCAACUUCAGAUGCAUCAAGAAGUCACUACAGUACCUGAAAUUUUUAUUUUUUUUACUUAUUGAGAACACCUUCUGUUUAUUUUCUCGACCUAAAAAAUAUUAUGCUGGAGAAAUAGUACUUAUUACUGGCUCUGCAAAUGGGAUUGGAAGGCAGGUUGCCUUAAAAUUGGCUCCUUUGGGAGUAACCUUGGUUCUUUGGGACAUUGAUGAUGAAGGCAACAAAGAAACAAGCAGAUUAGCCCAGCAAAAUGGAGCCAACCGGGUGUUUGUUUACCACUGUGACUGCAGCAAUAGGGAGGAUGUCUAUGAACAGGCAGACAAGAUUAAAAAAGAAGUUGGGGAUGUUACUAUUCUGAUCAAUAAUGCUGGCAUACUGACUGGGAAAAAGUUCUGUGAUCUUACAGAUGAAGAUUUUGAAAAGACAUUCAGAAUCAACUUCUUUUCUCAAGUCUGGACUCUCAAGGCCUUUCUUCCAGCCAUGGUGGCCUGUAACCGUGGGCACCUGGUUAGCACAGCCAGUGGAGCCGGAUUAAUGGGACUCUACAGAUCAUCAGAUUAUUCUGCAAGUAAGAGUGCAAUCAUUGGAAUGAUGGAAUCCAUAAAUUCAGAACUGUAUCAUGGAGGAAAAGGUGGCAUUAAAACCACAAUCAUUUGCCCUUAUUUUAUUAGUACUAGGUUGAGCAAAGGCUUCAAAAGCAAGAGACCCUGUUUGUUUCCCGUUUAUGAUCCAGAGUAUGCAGCCAGCAGGAUCGUGGAUGCAAUUAAAAAGGAAAAAUUUUAUCUGAUCAUGCCUCCAGCUGUAUACUUACUUGGACUCAAGAUUUUCCUUCCUAGAAAAGCAGCGUUAUUCCUCGACUCAUACGUUAAGUUCCCGGAGAGCAUGGAAGAAGCCUUUGGUCAGAAGAAAAAAGAUUGAAACAAAAACUAUUGAAAAGACUUUAAGUGCCAUCUAAUUGCAAAGAUUUGCAGUAAAAAAUCAUGUUAAAUAAUAUUUAUUCCUUGACAAAAAAUUUACUUCUUUCAUGCUACUUUACAUUGAUCAGCAUGCCAUUUAAUUCUUCACAACUGUCUUCUAAGUCUUUCUGUUUGGCAAUUUACUCAUAAAUUUUUGAAAAAUCACUAAAAUUCAAAAUUAAUUUUGUAUUAUGUUGAGUGACCAAACAACAACUUUGCAUGGAUUGUACUGUUUUCAGACUGACACUUCAAUGAGGUAUCCUGUUCAUGUGGAACACAAUUCUGUUGUAAAUCAUGGAAUAAUAAAAACAGGAUGAAUACCUCAUGUAUUCUUGGAAAAUUACAGGUGAAAUAUCUCCUUGUAUUUGGAGAGAAGCCACACCCAUGCUCUUCAACUGUCUUCAGAUGAAAUUACAACCUAAAGGUCCUAAAGAACAAAAAAAAAAUCCCCAAUAGCAGAAGUUUGGAGAUUAGUUACAAAAAAUAUGUGCUGGUACUUAAUUGAUAAAAAUCAAUCCUCAUGUAAAUUUUCAGAAAAUGCUAACCUGAAAUGUUCAUAAUUGGCUUAAUUGAAAAACAAAUAAAUAAACUGCAUAGCAGAAUAGUGAAUCUACAACGCCUAGUCUAUAAAACCCUAAGGAAUUACAGAGAACAUUUAACAGUCAUCUAUUGACCAUGUUUGUCAUCACAAUUCAAUUGGAAUUAACUAAACUCAUACUCACAAGCUCCCAGAUACAAACUUUUAUGAAUACACACUAUUGAAAUCCCUGCAUGCAUUCAAUAAACUCUUUCAUGUUCCUGUAGAUACUACAGGGAAGCUUUUCUCUGAGAGAAG